AAACAAGAGGGUCGAUAAAACACAGUAUCCGCCGUCCGGUCCACCCGUUAAAGCCGUCCCUCCCCAGCAGCGGCGGAGGGUGUUGUCUGGUGUUAAACGCAGUGAUACAUCGCGGGAGCCUAUAACCUGCUGACGGACCCAGUGACGCCGUGCGGCCGCAUCCGCGUAGGGCGCAACGCGACAAUUCGCGGAGACAUUUCAGUUUUUUUCUGCCUCGGUUAUCGCCACAGCGGCUCGAACGUCGGUCCAUCAUGGAGACAAAGCCGGUCAUCACCUGCCUUAAAACCCUCCUCAUCGUCUACUCCUUCGUGUUUUGGAUAACAGGAGCCAUCCUGCUGGCAGUCGGAGUAUGGGGGAAGCUGAUGCUUGGGCCGUACAUCUCUCUGAUCGCUGACAACUCCACCAACGCCCCGUACGUCCUCAUCGGCACCGGGACUGUCAUCAUCGUUUUUGGCCUGUUUGGAUGCUUCGCCACCUGCAGAGGAAGCCCAUGGAUGCUGAAGCUGUAUGCCAUGUUCCUGUCCCUCGUCUUCCUUGCCGAGCUGGUGGCAGGAAUCUCUGGAUUUGUAUUUCGCCACGAGAUAAAGGGAACUUUUCGCAGAACGUACACCGACGCGGUCCUGAACUACAACACCCAGGAUGAGGCCAGCCGAGCUGUGGACUACUUGCAGAACAAGCUGCGCUGCUGUGGUGUCUACAACUACACCAGCUGGUUUGCUAGUGUGUAUUACCCCGCCAACGGCAUUCCUCCAAGCUGCUGCUUUAACUCCUCUGACUGCAGUUCUGAUGACCUCCGCAAUGCAACCGUGGCCCCAAAUAAAGUCUACCACCAGGGCUGCUUUGAGUUGGUCACUUCGUUCAUGGAAACCAACAUGGCCAUCAUUGCUGGGGUGACGUUUGGAAUCGCCUUCUCACAGCUGAUCGGCAUGUUGCUCGCCUGCUGUCUGUCCAGGAUCAUCACAGCCAACCAGUAUGAGAUGGUCUAGCUGAUGGGACGUGGCAGGGGUUUGAAGAAAAAGAGGCAUUUGAGUCUUGGCACAAGACAAGGAAAUUCCCCAAACGGAAUCUGGAUUGGAAUUUACCACCGUCCGUCUCUCAGCCCGUGAUCUUAAUGUAAUAUCUUAAUGUAUCUUAUUGUAAAGCACCAUUCCUCGACUUAAAGCUUCAAGCACACAUUGCACCGCUUCUUUACGUACAAGAUGUCCAUCGUAAGCAGGAACCAGUGCAGCUCCAACGCAAGCCAGUAAAAUGUAGACGUUUGAGGCGCCAACAGCCAUGCUUUCUUUAAACGCCUGCUGCACAUCCUUGUACAGACUGACGUAGCUUAAGCCUGAAAGUAAUCCUUUAGUAGUCUGAUUUAGUUUUGCACUUAAAUUUGCUCUCGCUAAUCAUUGUAAACUUUUACGAUUGUGAGUCGUGUACCAACGUAUCAGGUGAGAAAGAAGAUCUAGACUAUUUUUUACCGUAACAAGAUAAAGAUCGAUAUUUUUUUGUCCAAAAUUAUACAGAUGGGAAAUUAUGACUUAAUUUGAAUACCAAUUAAAGCUUUAUGAAGGAUUUAACAAAUGUGAAUUGUGUUGUAGAACUUCCACUGUGACUUCAGGUCAAAACAACUUAAGCUAAACUUUUUAGCUUCUAAAUGCACUCUUUUGUUUGCUAUUCAAUCAGCUUUAUGAGGGGAAAAUGCAUUCAGACGAGUCAGAGGGCCUUGUAACAAAAGCUGUUUCGAGACAUUCAAAAAUACUGAUUAUUCAGCCACUCGAUAAAAACUAUUCUCUUAAUUUGCUUUCACGAUGGUAAAAAAAGGUCACAUUUUCGCAAAAGAGAGUUUGGUUCCCUGUGCCCUUGGGCUCUUGAAGAUUCAAAGCAUUGACUGAGUACCUUCAUUUCUCUCACUUGACUUUCUUCCCUUUACCUUGUGGCAUUUUUCAGUGAAUUUAAACAAAAGACACUUAGGAAGUAACCAUAGAAGUUCUGGUUUUCAAACACAGCAGCCCUUCCCCGACAUUCUCUGCUAAUAAGCAGCGCCAAGGCUAACGUCUUAACGGUUCAAGCUAAUUGUUUUUGGCUCACAAAGUUGCCUCUUUGUCCACAGUCGUACUUCUGAACUUGAAAAGCCAAAUUUUGAUUUUUUUGUGAGUGCAGAUAUGUUAUGUCAUUGAAAUAUUCAGAGGCAGAACUCUAACAUAGUUUUGGGAUUCACAGGUUAAGUAAAAAAUCAGUUCAAUUCUAGUUUACAAGGGCAGAAUGUAAUCAAAAUUUGAUUGUUUCACCUGCCCAUUGACUCAGUCCAGUGUCAACAUCAUAUGCCAAAAGGGCAUUUUAGCACAUGCAAAAUUUUAGCGCAUAUGCAAAAAUAUGAUUUUAGCGUAUGGUGUUGACGCUAAACUGUCGCUUCCCAACACUAGCGCAAUUUCACAAUGGUGCAGAAUGUCAUAGCAGUGCAGAUCUCGCUCCAGGCUUUAUCUUUCACAGUUCUAUUCCAAUACUUGACAGACUUAUUCCCCUACCCCUACGCUCUCUCCCUAUCCCUACAUUUAGCCCUCCAAACGGAGAGUUAUGAAAAAAUACUGUCUUCAGAUUCGGACGUUACUCCCACUUGAUGACGUCAUCAAUAGGCGCCGGUCAGCUACUUUAGCGCAGAGGUGCUAGCAGUCGGAAAUACAUAACAUCAGUUAUAUAAUAACUUAAAAAAAGGUCAUGCUAAAACAAAAAGUAAUUACCUACAUUUAAAUGUAAACUUCCCUGCUUCAGAGCAUGCCCCUGCGACACGAAAUGCCCUCGUAGCCUAGCCUUUAAAAAAAACUAUUUCGGACAACCCUACCUCUUCAAAUGCCCCUACAAUUGUAGUGGUUGGGUGAAGCCGAAGGGGUAGAGAAAGAAUUUGGAUUCUGCCUUGGUGUUCUGGCAUUCAAUGACCGUGCGUUUUGUAUGUAGCUACAAUGUGGAGCUACAUUGCGAAGCUACAAUGAACAUCUACCGUAGCUACAUUGUGUAACUACAGGUUACUGUAGUUAUGUUGUUGGCUAUGGUAGCUAUGUUGCCUAGCUUCAUGGCAUAGCUACCGUAGUUAUGUUACGUAGCUAGCGUAUUUAUGCUGCAUAGCUAUGGUAGCUAUGUUGCCUAGCUACGUUGCUUAGCUACCAUUUAUGGUGCAAUGCUACUGUAUUUACGUUGCGUAGCUACGGUAGCUAUGUUGCCUGGCUACAUUGCCUAGCUACCAUAGUUAUGUUGUGAAGCUACGAUAGUUGCGCUGCGUAGCUACCAUAGUUACAUUAUGCAACUACCAUAGUUACGUUGCGUAGCUUCGGUAGCUAUGUUGCCUAGCUACCGUAUUUACGUUGCGUAGCUAUGGUAACUAUGUUGCCUAGUUAUAUUCCGUAGCUACCAUAGUUACGUUGCAUUGCUACCAUAGUUACGUUGCAUUGCUACCAUAGUUACGUUGUGUAGCUACCAUAGUUACGUUGCAAAGCACCAUAGUUACGUUGUGUAGCUACCAUAGUUACGUUGCAUAGCUACCAUAGUUACGUUUCAUAUUACCUACCAUAGUUACAUUGCAGAGCACCAUAGUUACGUUGCAUAGCUACCAUAGUUACGUUUCAUAUUAGCUACCAUAGUUACGUUGCAUUGCUACUGCAGUUAUUGUUAUGCAGCUACCGUAGUUAUGUUGCGUAGCUACCGUUGCUGCAUGUAAACAUGGAAGCCUGAAUUGUGUGUUUACAAAGACUUUUCAGUCGAAGUGGUAGCUUGAACACUUGUGAGAACAUAACAUCACAUUAAUUACAUUUAAAUUAAAUAAAUAUAUGGUGGAAUAAAAAGGGAAACUCCUCUUCACUCCCCCAGAGUGCAUCUAGUUCUCUGUCAGUUUGGUUCCAAAACAUUACUGUCUAAAACGCUGUUGUUACUUGGUCUCUCCAGACUCUGAAUGCAUCCUCAGUCAUAUUUUAGCAAACCUAACAAACUCCACUAAACAGUCUGUUUCCGUUGGAAGAAAAAGAUCAAGAAACCCCUGUUAGAUCUGAUUGUAACGCGAGGACGAGAUGCUUCUCCUCCAGAACUGACGGUUGAAUGAAAAAUACUUCUCCACAAGCCAGGAAGCACUUGAUUUGAACCAUUAAAAUAAACGUGAUUGAAAAGAAACUAUUUUAUUAUUUAGCAUAACUCGUGUAGAAAACCUACCAACUUAUUCAAGUAAGAAUUCAGAAACCGCUUUCUUCUGGUGGAACCAUACCUGGGUUUAAUGGGAGACAGGCAGGUGUUUGCGAUAAUCUGUGUGAUGCAUCCACCUGCUGCUUCCAUCUCCAUCCUCAUCUGUAGAUAGGAAUCAGAAAUGUAAUUUCUAUGAUGUAAUGUUUCUCCUUCUAAUAUGCUAAUCAGUGUACCUGUGUCAUGGAUUUGAAUCCACACUUUGUGCUGUUAAUCUGUAUUUGUUUGGUAGUUUAUAGAAAACUUGCACUAAAAAAAUGAUAGUGGCUGACUUUUUUGCCGAGAACAACGCACAGGUUCAGUGUAUUUAUGAUGUUUUUGUUAGUAUUUAGUUUACCGUGAAACACCCUGCUGUGAUUCUUAUUUUGUUUUUUUGUUUUCUGUGUUUUUUUGUUAUUCUAAUUGACCGUUUUUACCUUGAGUGUGUAAGAGUGAGCAUCCGCAUUGUGGGACCCCGCCCCCUGCUGUGCUGGUCAGUAUUUUGUUGUUGCUUUUAAAGCUGUAAAUCUGAUUUUGUGAAUGUAUGUUUUACCUCCAAAUCUUUUGUUCUGUACAUACUAACCUGCAAUACCAUCCAGCUUACACGAGAGGUCGCUAUAGGCCCUCAGAGGGAAUUGCAACAUGCUGUCCACUACUGACUGAAGUCACCAUCAGUGUUCUUAUUAAUAAAAAUCAAGAAUAACAGUC
Messenger RNA from Oryzias melastigma (Indian medaka), 4893 nucleotides. It is a transcript of the gene tspan7, whose product is annotated as tetraspanin 7b. The record is from RefSeq and is a predicted model, not a curated record. The coding region runs from base 252 to 986 and encodes 244 amino acids. Gene Ontology annotation, cellular component: membrane. The transcript has 8 exons. NCBI's taxonomy places the organism in Eukaryota, Metazoa, Chordata, Actinopteri, Beloniformes, Adrianichthyidae.